Messenger RNA from Pyrus x bretschneideri (Chinese white pear), 2005 nucleotides. RefSeq names its product pre-mRNA-processing factor 19-like. Gene Ontology annotation, biological process: protein ubiquitination; DNA repair; mRNA splicing, via spliceosome. NCBI's taxonomy places the organism in Eukaryota, Viridiplantae, Streptophyta, Magnoliopsida, Rosales, Rosaceae. Gene Ontology annotation, cellular component: Prp19 complex; U2-type catalytic step 1 spliceosome; cytoplasm. The record is from RefSeq and is a predicted model, not a curated record. The transcript has 18 exons. Gene Ontology annotation, molecular function: protein binding; ubiquitin protein ligase activity. The coding region runs from base 133 to 1698 and encodes 521 amino acids.
AAAAUCCAACCCAUCGACCUCAUUCCGUUUCCUUCUCCCUCUCUUCUUGCUCAGUGAACAGCGCUUCCCUCUUCACUUGGCCGAGUCACUAGCAACUCCGACCUCCGACCGAAACCCUAGCUCUCUGCCACCAUGAACUGCGCACUAUCCGGCGAGGUGCCGGAAGAGCCUGUGGUCUCCAAGAAGUCCGGAUUGCUCUUCGAGAAGCGUUUAAUCGAGCGACAUAUCUCGGAAUAUGGGAAAUGCCCGGUAACCGGUGAACCACUUACCGCUGAUGAUAUCGUUCCAGUUCAAACGGGGAAGAUAGUGAGGCCCCGACCUGCACAAGCUGCUAGUAUUCCUGGAAUGCUCGGAAUGUUCCAGCUUGAAUGGGACAGUUUGAUGCUAGCCAACUUUGCAAUGGAGAAACAACUACAUACAGCAAGGCAAGAGUUGAGUCAUGCUUUGUAUCAGCAUGAUGCUGCAUGCCGUGUUAUUGCAAGACUCAAAAAAGAAAGGGACGAAGCAAGGUCAUUACUUGCUCAGGCUGAGAGACAAAUUCCCGCAGCACAAUCAGCAGUUGCAGUAAAUGCUUCUGUCCAUAGCAAUGGAACGCCAGUUGCUGAUGACCAGCAGGGACGUGGUGUGAGCAAUAUACGACCUGGAAUAUCUGCCAGUAUCCUAGAGAAAAUGACCGAAUGUAAUGUAACUCUUUCACAGCAGCGGAAGAUGCGGCAGAUAUCCCCAACAUUAGCUCCAGUUGAUGCGUUGGAGAGGUAUACUCAGAUAUCUAGUCAUCCUCUUCAUAGAACAAGCAAACCAGGAAUUUUAUCGAUUGAUAUUCAGUCUAACAAGAAUCUCAUUGCAACUGGAGGGGUUGAUACAAAUGCUGUAAUCUUUGAUCAGCCAUCAGGGCAAAUAAUAUCUACUCUUAGUGGUCAUUCAAAGAAGGUUACAAGCGUGAAAUUUGUAGGUCGGGAUGAUGUGUUCAUAAGUGGGUCAGCAGACAAGACAGUUCGCAUAUGGCAAGGCUCUGAUGAUGGAAACUAUAACUGUAGGCACAUUUUGAAGGACCAUACUGCUGAGGUGCAAGCUGUUACUGUGCAUGCCACUGGUGACUACUUUGUGACUGCUUCUCUUGAUAGUACAUGGUGCUUUUACGAUAUUGCUUCUGGGUUAUGUCUAACACAGGUUGAGGAUGCUUCUGCUUCGGAAGGCUAUACAUCUGUUGCAUUUCAUCCUGAUGGUCUCAUUCUUGGAACUGGCACCUCAGAGGCUCUUGUGAAAAUUUGGGAUGUAAAGGGUCAGUCAAAUGUUGCAACGUUUGAGGGACAUGUUGGUGCAAUAACUGCAAUCUCCUUCUCUGAGAAUGGUUACUUUCUUGCGACUGCAGCUAGUGAUGGCAUUAAGUUGUGGGAUCUACGAAAAUUGAGGAACUUCAAGAAAUUUACUCCCUACGAUGCUGAACCAACAAACUGUGUUGAAUUUGACUACAGUGGAAAUUACCUUGCUGCUGCAGGCUCUGAUAUAAGAAUCAUCCAAACAGCUAGCGUCAAAAGUGAAUGGAACACUAUAAAGACUUUCCCUGACAUGUCUGGCACAGGUAAAGCAACAAGUGUGAAGUUUGGACCAGAUGCAAAUUAUAUUGCAGUAGGAUCAAUGGACCGAAACCUUCGCAUUUUUGGCCUGCCUGGCGUAGAUGGUGCAAUGGAGUCCUGAAGUGGUGAUAAUCUGCAGUUUGCUGAAUCAAGAUAAUUUCGAAAUUUACUUGAAUGCAUCUUGUUGGCGGCUUUGUAGCAAAUCUACCAUUCGGAAUGUAUUUCUGUAGUUUUAUGUUUCCAUGUGCAGUAUCAGCUGAGCGUUAAACAUAUUCGAGGAAAAAAAUAGAGGAAUGCUGAAGCGAUUUUUGAAUAUCUUGGCAUAUCAUACUUUUAGUUGUACUAUUUUCAUAUGUUGCCUUAAAAUCUCUCGUCUUAACUUCUUUGGUGAUGAAGACUUGAAAAAAGAAUGCAACAUAUUGGUAUUU